ACCCCCAAAAUCAUAACAACAAUGACAUAUCCUGUCUUUUUAUAUCUGUAGCAAUUUCUAGCAGUAUAUGUAUUGAAUUAUCAGGAUCAAAGUUAAUCAAAAUAUAUUUAUUCAGCAUUUAUUAUAAUUAGAAGAAACUAACAUAACUAAGGGUAUAUGUAUAAUACAGUUCAAGAAGUGAGAUUAACAAAAUUUAUUUUCAUCAAUUAACAAUAUAAUCUUAGUAUGGAUAAAAGGAUUCUGAAAGCAAUAUUAUGCAGCUGUGAAAGUGUCACAAAAGAUCUUGAAAAAUCAAAGGAUUUCCAAAAAUUAUUACAAGACGACCAGUUUCUACCAACAUCUAAUGGUAUAUUUAAUGCAGCAUGUGUAUCAUUAACAAAGUUACUCUCUUACAAAGUUUCAAAGGAAGCAUAUCAACGUUACACUGUCCGUCUUCAUGUGAUUAGUGCUCUAAGAGAUUGGUGUAGGAUCAAUGAAGCUCUUCAAAAUUUCAAAAUAUUCACAGAUCAAAAGAAAACAUUAACAUUUCUCAACAGUUUGGUAGAAAAGUAUAUAACAGAUGAUAUCUUAGAUACAUGUGAUUCAAGUGACGACCUAUUACCAUUAACCAGUGCUUUAAUGUGUCUAGCAUCUACAAAUUCAUAUUAUAAUUAUUACAUAGAAAAACUACUUCUAAAACUUGUGGAAUUGGAAUCCUGUGAUCAAAGUGACUAUUUGUUAUGUUAUGCUGUACAGAAGGAUGCUAAUUUCAAUCUGAAUUUUUCAACGAUAGAAAGUAUAUAUAAUUCCCAAAGAUGUAAAUUAAUAGAACAACCACUAGUGGAAGAGUUCAUGUUAUGUACAGAUUUAAAUAAAGAUGUUAAUAUAGAUAAUUCAGAGAGUAUCAAUUUGUUAAGUCAAUUGUAUGAGUUUGCUAGUAAAUCUACAUGUAUUUUUCUACUCGUAUGUGCCUUUCUAAAAGAAUUAUUUAUACAAUUGGAUUAUGCCUCCACAGUUAUGAAUUUUAUACAAAAAGUGUUGAAACACAUUAAAGACUGCUGUGAAAAUCAAGACAAUGACAUUCUAGAUCUUUACCCAAGAAACUUACAAUCAAUUAUAAUUUUACUGCAAAUACAACCAGAGUAUCAUACAACUGAUUCUAAAAGUUCAACUUUAAGAACAUUAGAAAGCAUUUAUUUUGAAGACAAGCACAGCGUAAUAACUUUGUUGUUGCAUUUUCCUCAAUGGUUAAAAUUAUUUGGAGAACUACUCUUAAAUUCAAAUAAUAUUUAAUAAAAUUAUGUAUAUGUGAUAGAUUUAUGUAAACUUAAAAUA
Molecule: messenger RNA, 1314 nt
Organism: Osmia lignaria (orchard mason bee)
Lineage: Eukaryota; Metazoa; Arthropoda; Insecta; Hymenoptera; Megachilidae
Source: RefSeq, a predicted model, not a curated record